Molecule: messenger RNA, 375 nt
Organism: Mesorhabditis belari
Lineage: Eukaryota; Metazoa; Nematoda; Chromadorea; Rhabditida; Rhabditidae
Source: the annotation of a GenBank genome assembly
AUGCUUUUUGAAGUGAAUUUUGAUGAGUACUCAAUGCAUUCCGUUUCGCAAAGCAACUCUCCGUCGACGUCUUUCACGCAAAAGCCGACUCCGACUCCGACUUUCGAGUUUCAAUUGCCGAAAUUCUCUCUGCAAAUGGACACAACACUAAAUGUUGAACAACCCCUUCGACGAGUCCCAUCAGCUCCUCUCCUCAGCCUCAGCCCAUCAACCCCAUCAUUCCAACCUCCAUCCACUUUAUUCAACAACAAACAUCACCGUGCCUCAUCCGAGUCUCCUCUUUCGUCUAUCGUAACCAAAAAGCUGUCGCAAGUGUCGACAAAUCUCUUCCAAAACGUUUCCACCAGUUUCCUCAAUUUGACUCAAUUCAAUUUG